GCCGGAAGGCCGCAGCGCGGCGGAGGAGCGGGCGGAGGAGCGGGGCGGCGCACAGCGAGCCCCGGCGAGGGGCGGCCCCCGCACGCAGCCAUUUUUGGUAAACAAUGAAGGUUCUGUUACUGAAGGAGCCCAAAGACAGAGACUCAGGACCAGAUCCAUAUAUUCAAGAAUUAGGAUUAUAUGGAUUUGAAGCAGCUUUAAUCCCUGUUUUGUCAUUUGAAUUUGUGUCUCUUCAAACUUUCUUUGAAAAGCUCUCUCAUCCAGAUCAUUAUGAAGGUUUAAUUUUUACCAGCCCAAGAGCAGUAGAAGCUGCCAAGUUAUGUUUGGGAGAGAGUAGUAAAAAUGAAGCCUGGAGUAAUUCUCUUAAAGAAAAAUGGAAUACCAAAUCAGCAUAUGUUGUAGGAAAAGCUACAGCUUCUCUAGUGGAGGAAAUUGGCCUUGCUCCACAAGGAGAAAAGUGUGGAAAUGCUGAAAAACUAGCUGCAUACAUUUGCGCAAGGGAAACACCUAAUUCAUCACCUCUUCUUUUUCCUUGUGGAUCUCUCAAAAGAGAAGUUCUUCCAACAAUACUCAAAGAAAAAGGAAUUUCCCUGGAAAGCCUUACUGUUUAUCAAACUGCUCAACAUCCCAGUCUCCAAGAAUCCUUGAAGAAUUAUUUCUCACAACAGGGUAUUCCAGCAAGCAUCACAUUCUUCAGUCCGUCUGGUGUCAGAUUUUGUCUCCAGCACAUUCAGAAGUUUUCUGGUGAUCUUAUUAAUCAAAUUAAGUUUGCUGCUAUAGGUCCGACGACAGCUGAAGCAAUGGAAGCUGAAGGAAUCCCAGUGAGCUGCACCGCAGAGAACCCUUCUCCCCAAGACCUUGCUGUUGGUAUCAAAAAAGCCCUUCACCUGUAGAAUUGCUGUUUACCUGAGUAGAAGCACCACACAUGUUGCUGUAACAGUCCUCCAGAAAUUUAAGACAAUUCAUCAGUGUUUAACAGGGAUAUUAACAUUCAUUUGGAUUUUUUUUUAAAAAGCCAUGCUCUCUGCCUUAUCAUUCAAUCCUUCCUUGACCAUCCAUCUUCUAAUAGCACUGUGUGGUGGGAGUGGAAAAGCUAGAUUGACCAGUCAAGAUCAAAUAUAUGGCUAAUUUUGUUGACCCACUGUUAAUAAUGGUCAUUAAGAGAAGACAGUGAUUUUCACCAUAUGUUAGCCAGCAGAAGUCCAAAACAUAAAAAGUCAGUAACUAAUACCAACCACCAUGUUAAAGAAAUCAGAUUAUUAAACAAGUAUUUGGGUAGUGUUAUAUCUGCUAUUUUUCACAUUCCAGAUAUACUUUACAUUAUGGCAUAAUAACUUUCAAAAAUAUGGUUCAGAGUGACUUGGAAUAAGUGAAAUUGUUUCAUUCAGUCAGUGGUCAGGUUUGUAUUGGACACUUUUGUAUUCUAUAUUGCCCCUUUCUUGAAUACUCAAGAACUGCUGCAUCUAAAACUUCAUGGGUCAAAUUCCACCCUCAUACGUGCACUCCCAUUGGAAAUAAUGAGAGCUGCACGUCAGUAUCUGAAAGCAGAAUUUGGCCACAUAUGUAGCAUGAAACAAGUUAGUUUUUUUCCCUUUAAUUUCAACCCAUGGCUGGAGUAUGGAUAAUUUGGUAUGGUAGUUCCUUAAAAGUCAGUUGGUUACAAAUUGCGAAAGGCUAGUGUUGGACUUACUUGCACACGCGCGUGCGUGCGCACAGACACACACAUAGAAAACCACAGUGGGUAGCUGAUAGCAUAUAAAACAGGGUUUUACUCUUUGGCUUCAAUGUCAUAUUGUUUGUGAGCACAUUUUGGGGUUUAAAACAGAUCAUGGUAAAUAAUUAGAAUUACAAUAAAAAAAUCUGUUGUGAAAGUUGCUUUGCAAUUCUGUUCCCUAUUUAUCUCAAUAAGCAUAAAUAUUUGCUUAGAUAAUGGUUGUAGAGCAUGGUAGUAAAAUAUUAUGAAGUAUUUAUAUAAAUAUUGCAAAAAUUGUAGCAGUCAUGGAGCUAAAAGUAGAUCAAUCUGCGCUAAUAUAUACACUUUUCAUGCUGUACCUUUCGACUCGUAUGUCCCCAGCUCUAAUUCUUUUGGUUUCUGUCCUUCAAAGAAAGGAGGUUUAUUUGUAAUAAGAAAUACUAGUUUAUUAGUGUUAAUGAAGAAGCAUUAUAAAGAUACUCCUGUGGUUACAUAGUUUGUUUCUCUGGGGCAGGAGAAAAAUAAUAAUUUAGCACUAUGGGUACUUUCAGCUGAUGUUAACAUACAUUCUUUUUCAAAGAAAAUUUAAAUCAAGAUGUGCCCAAUUAUAAUUCUCAUGAUUAAGAUUUAAGUAAUUAAUCUUUAAUGCUGGUAAGGGGCCAUGACAUCACAGCACGACACAUAAAUGUCUCAGUUGCUGCAAGUUUCUAUUGGUUUAAUUCAGUGUCUGAACUGAAUGAAGUUAUUUAAACAAGAAAUUCCUUACCCAAAAUAGUAGUUAAAAGUCAGAUUCCAAUUCUGAUCUACAGUUCACGUGGGUCAAUGGAAGUUGUACACAUGUAUAUCAGUAUGACUCAGCCCAGUAAACAUAUGAGGGUCCGUAGUGGCUCAAUUCCUUAGGCUGAGAUAGAAUUGCAGAAGUGUAACAGCUGUGGGAAUUACUUUGUAUCAGUUUUUGCCUAAGGGUAUUGAAAGCCCUCACAACAUGCAAUCUUUAAUUACUCUUCUCAACAAUAGUGGUCAACACUGGUCAUCAUAAAAAUCUAUUAAAACUC
Molecule: messenger RNA, 2748 nt
Organism: Malaclemys terrapin pileata
Lineage: Eukaryota; Metazoa; Chordata; Testudines; Emydidae
Gene: UROS
Product: uroporphyrinogen III synthase
Exons: 10
Coding region: 105-893 (262 amino acids)
Biological process (GO): uroporphyrinogen III biosynthetic process
Molecular function (GO): uroporphyrinogen-III synthase activity
Source: RefSeq, a predicted model, not a curated record